CUGAAGAAAACUAAAGAUGAGUAGAAUAGAAAGCAGUUCUGAUAAUGGAAGUGGUUGGCAUGAGUGUACCAAAUGGUUGACCCGAUGUGGAGCUUUAAGGGCAGAUCACAAGGCAAAUUGGCCAGAAGCAGUUGCACGUGAUUUAGCUUAUACAUUGAGAGAUGGUGUGCUAUUAUGCAAUCUCCUAAAUACAGUGGAUCCUGGGUGCAUAGAUAUGAAAGAUGUGAAUCAAAAACCACAAAUGGCACAGUUUCUGUGUUUAAGAAAUAUAAAAGUAUUUUUGUCAGCAUGCUCAACCAUUUUUGGCCUAUCCAAUUCCGACCUUUUUGAACCCUCCGUGUUGUUUGAUCUAUCAGAUUUUCAUCGAGUACUAUGUACUUUAUCUGCUUUGUCUAAUUGUUCCCGUCUAAGGCGUAAGGGUAUACCUGGCUUUUCUAUAGGACACGGUAGAUCGCAAAAAGACAUUUAUAAAGAUUUACAAAGUGCUGGUGCAGGCCGCAAGGAUGAAGGUCGCCGCAGAAGGUUUAGAAGGCGAGAAGGGGAUGAGGCAGGUGGAGGAGGGGCCAAUGAAGAUCCAGUCGGAGAGGAAGAUGGGUACGGAGCAUUUUGCAGCCAUGCUCAAAGCGAAGAAAUCUACCAGGACCUUUGUAGUCUGCACUUGCCACCUCCUCCAUCUGUUGCGCAGGACGGUGCAAUCUCGGGAGGCGAAAAACGAGAUUACGUAAUUCAAGAACUCGUGGAAACCGAACGGAAUUACUCAGACGUCCUUAAUAGCUUGCUCAGGAACUUUGCUAGACCACUCUCAUCCUUACUAAGGCCUGAAGAUUCAGCACGGAUAUUUUUUGGCAUAAAAGAGCUCGCAGAAAUUCACGCCGGUUUCCAUAGUCAGCUUCGAAAAGCACGAACCGGUGCCGCUUUAGCGCAGGUUUUUCUUGAUUGGCGAGAAAAGUUCCUUAUAUAUGGUGAUUAUUGUGCAAAUCUUACACUUGCGCAAAACACACUGCAAGAAGCUUGCGCGCGAAAUGAAUUAGUUAAUCAAGAAGUUAUUAGGUGUCAACAAGACGCUAAUAAUGGCAAGUUCAAGCUACGGGACAUACUCUCGGUUCCUAUGCAAAGAGUAUUGAAGUAUCAUUUGUUAUUGGAUAAACUAGUAGAAGAGACUCCUUGCGAAUGGUUAGAAGAUAGACGUCAACUUGGAAAAGCUAGAGAAGUUAUGGUUGAUAUAGCUCAAUACAUUAAUGAGGUAAAACGUGACUCGGACACGUUAGACAUUAUAAAGGAUAUACAGGCAUCGAUAAUUGAUUGGGACGUUCCGGAAGAUGCACAAUUAAAAGACUUUGGGCGACUACUUACAGAUGGAGAACUUAAGGUAAAAGCUCACGGUGACCAUCGAGUAAAAGUUCGUUACGCAUUUGUGUUUGAACAAGUAGUAUUAAUUUGUAAAGCGGGUAAAGGAGAACAAUAUUAUUACCGUGAAACUUUGCGCCUAGAUGAUUAUAGAUUGGAAGAUCAUACAGGAAGACGAACACUUGGCAGAGAUACUCGAAGGUCCUAUCAAUGGUUGCUUGUCCAUAAACAAGAAUAUACAGCAUAUACAUUGUUUGCAAGAACGGAAGAACAGAAACAGAUGUGGAUGAAAGCAUUGCAGGAUGCGAUGGAUAAUGUUAAUCCUGCUGCUUGUCGCAACACCAACCAUAAGUUUAAACUUACAACUUUUGAUAGUCCGCUUAGUUGUCAACGAUGCGGCAAGUUCCUGAAAGGUCGCAUAUUUCAGGGAUAUCGAUGUGAAAUCUGUCGCCUUUCUGUACACAAACAAUGUAUUGCACACUCGGGCCGGUGUAUACCAGUACCGCUACCGCCUCCGCCACCACCACCCCUACCAUGCGAACGAGCUCUUUCAGUGAAAUUGUGGUUUGUAGGUGAAAUGGGACGAGAUACAGCUUCCAAUAAAUUAGAAUCCCGAGAAAAUGGUACAUACAUGCUGCGAGUACGACCUGCAGGACAACCGCGUUUAAAGCAUGAAACUAAUUACGCUCUUAGUAUCAAGGCCGAUGGAGCGGUGAAACAUAUAAGAGUAUUUAAACGCGACGUUGAUGGAGCUGAUCUAUACUAUCUCAGUGAAUCUCGCUUCUUUAAAAGUGUGGUCGAACUUGUUGAAUAUUACGAACGAGAAUCGUUGUCGGAAAAUUUUGAAAAAUUAGAUCAACGCUUGUUGUGGCCAUAUAGACGUGUAUUGGCCAAGGCAUUAUUCGAUUUUCGUGGAGGAGAACGUAAUCAACUGAGUUUACAACGAGGCUGUAGAGUUGUAGUCCUGAGUAAAGAAGGUGAUACCAAAGGAUGGUGGAAAGGAAAAAUAGGAGAUCAAGUAGGAUUUUUUCCAAAGAAAUACGUUGAAGAAGAAUAAAUAUAGAUUAUAUUACUUAGGUACUUUCUCAAUGUGGUAGCACGACGAGUAAAAAUAUUUUACACAUUAAUUACGUCAUCGUGCAAUCAUAACACUUUAUUAAAAUGCCCCUCAGUGGAGAACAAAAAAGGAUAAACUAUGACACAUUUUUACAUUGUAUAAAAUAUAGAGAAAUUCAUUUACAUGCAUCAGUAUCAUUAGAAAAAUACAGUUUAUUUGAUUGUUCUCUUUACUUGAGGUUGUGCUAUAUCACAAUUACAUAAAUAGAAAGUACAUAUGCGUGUAUGUGAACCGAACGUAUAAAAACAAAUAUAUCUAGCAACUUGUAUAGACAAAAAAUUAAUUAUUUUUCGGUAUGAUA
This is a messenger RNA of Dufourea novaeangliae, 2765 nucleotides long. It is a transcript of the gene Vav, whose product is annotated as protein vav. The coding region runs from base 17 to 2404 and encodes 795 amino acids. Lineage: Eukaryota; Metazoa; Arthropoda; Insecta; Hymenoptera; Halictidae. Gene Ontology annotation, cellular component: cytoplasm. The record is from RefSeq and is a predicted model, not a curated record. Gene Ontology annotation, molecular function: guanyl-nucleotide exchange factor activity; protein binding. The transcript is spliced from 8 exons. Gene Ontology annotation, biological process: cell migration; regulation of GTPase activity.